Molecule: messenger RNA, 759 nt
Organism: Rotaria sordida
Lineage: Eukaryota; Metazoa; Rotifera; Eurotatoria; Philodinida; Philodinidae
Source: the annotation of a GenBank genome assembly
AUGAUUGAAGAAUCUUGGGAUGAUGAUGAAACACCUAAACCAUCAUUUCAACAGCAACCAACAGUAGAAAAAUUAGGUAUUGGACGUGGUAAAUUACCAUUUCCAGCAAAUAAUAUUGAAUCAGCACCAGUUUCUAAAUGGAAUAGUGAUGCUGGUGGUUCAAGUACUUCAGUAGUUUUAAUAAUUUUCGCAAUAAUAACAAUGAAAAUAAAUCAAAAUAAUAAUGAUACAAAGCCAACAUUUACUGGAUGGCGAGGUAGUGCAGCAGCAAAUAAUAAUAAUGAUUCUGAUGAUACUGUUAAACGUACAACAUUUGGUAAUUCAAAUACACGUGGUAGUUUUACAAAUAGUGCUGGUGGAUUUCGAGGUGGUCGAGGAGGAUCUAGUGCAGGUGGUGGCGAUCGAGGAGGAUCUGGCGCAGGUGAUCGAGAAAAUCGGAAUAGUGGAAGCGGUGGUGUUAAUCCUUUUUUUGGUAGUGGACGAAAACCUGAAAAAGUAUCUGCUGAUAUUUUCGAUCAACGUAAUGGUCGUGCUGAUGCACAACCAGUGAAACGAUAUGUUCCACCACCUCUACCAACAAGUGAAGCUGAUAUAUUUGGUAAAGCAGUUAGUAAAGGUGAAAAUUUUGAUAAAGUAAAACCUAUUGAAUUAUAUGAAAAAGCGAAUUUUGGUACACAAAUUUUAUCAAAUAUUUGUCGUGUUCAUUUUGAUGAACCAACAACUAUUCAACGGUAUGCAAUACCUUGUAUUCGACAAUAA